This is a messenger RNA of Trichobilharzia szidati, 1062 nucleotides long. The record is from the annotation of a GenBank genome assembly. NCBI's taxonomy places the organism in Eukaryota, Metazoa, Platyhelminthes, Trematoda, Strigeidida, Schistosomatidae.
AAUUAACUGGGAAUUUUUUCCUCAAAUUGGUACACUGUACAUUGUUUAUGGUAAUGACUGCGCAACAGUAGGACGGUGUUAAUUAGUCAAACAAUUAAUCCGCAUACGUCCUUCAACUUAUUCGUCUCUGGGGUUGUAGUUCCACAGCUGAUCGUCGUGCUUCGGUCACUGCACCUUGAGGUGUGGAUUUAGGAGAACCCCAGUAAAUAUUUGAAAUGCAAAAAGAACUGAACGAGAAAACAGUAGUUUUCGAAAUAACACUGCCUGAUGGUGAAGGCUGCCAUGAAUGUUCCUAUCUGGAGCUUUUUCAGCAACACCUGGAAUCAGCUAACAAUGAAAAACAUCAGGAUGAUCCUUUUGCAUCCGAAAAUGCCACCGAAGAAAAGAAACUCUCAGAACUUGCUAAAGCACUCGAAAAGAAAUAUGUAAAGUGUAAAAUAUUAUUACUCCUGAUUAUUCUAGGGAACUAUGGUAACUGUGAAAAAUAAUGGGAAGCAGAAACGAGUUCGUAUAGAUGAUUUCUUAAACCCAGGAGAUGGAUACGAUACACAAGAUUCGUUCAUUGACGAUUCGGAAGCCAUUGAUGUUUUUGUUGCUCCAAAUAUCUCAACUAAAUUUGGUGGAUAUUUUGUACAUCAAGGGACUGUUGAAGGACUUGAAGAUACAAGUGUGAAAAUCGAAGCACCUUGGAAUGCAAGGAUAUUGGCAAACAAUAGUUCAACGCAUAAUGCUAUAAGGAAAAAGAAUAAAUCCAAAGAACUCUUGGACAAAGCUGUCAAACGCUUGUCAACACCUAGUGCUUUCAAACCAAAACUGUUCUCUUCAGAGUCUCGAAAUCAGAUGCGUAAUCUUGACUCUGUAUUUGAUGAAGUCUUAUCCUCACCAAAUACACCAAAGGAGAAUAAUGCCAAAGAUGUAAACAAUUGUCAGAAUUCAAAUGAAAAGUGUGAUAAUGCCCCUGUAUCCGUUCCUGUAAAUUUGACUUCUGACGUUGAAAAACUCAAACCUCUCCCAAAGAAUUUACCAGCCGAGAUAGUGGCAUGUCUAAACAAUCUUACAGAG